CAAAUAUUCACACCACUACUUGUUCAAACCUACAAUGAAAUCAUCUCAAAAGACAAGUUUGAAAUCAUACUUGUCUCUUUAGACAAUGAUGAAGAAUCCUUUCAUGGGUAUUUCUUUACUAUGCCAUGGCUCGCUAUUCCACAUUCCAAUGAAACAGCUCGCCAUGGCUUGAAGAGUUUGUAUUCUGUUCAAGAAACUCCCCAUCUCAUAAUCUUGAGUAAGGAGGGUGAUUUAGUGAGCAGUAUUGGGCACUUUCUUGUUGCUGAGUUUGGCUCAUUGGCGUAUCCUUUUACAAAACAUAGAAUCAAGGAACUGAAAGAUGAAGAAGAGGCUCAAAAGAAGAACCAAACUUUAAGAACUAUAUUGGCAACACCUUCUCGAGAUUUUGUAAUUUCAAAUGAGGGGAAAGAGGUGGCAAUCUCUGAGCUUGAAGGCAAGAUGGUGGGCUUGUACAUGUAUCUUGGUUCUCAUAGAUCAUGCAAGAAUUUCACCCCAACGCUAAUAGAUUUCUAUAAGAGCUUGAAGGAGAAAGGAGAGAGUUUCGAGAUCGUAUUCGUUUCACUGGAUGAUGGUGAUAAGGAAUCUUAUGAAAAGGAAUUCAUGAAGAUGCCAUGGCUGGCCAUUCCAUUUGGUGACAAUGCUCUCAAGAAACUACCCAAGUACUUAGAGCUGAGGUCGUUGCCAACAUUGUUGAUUCUGGGGCCGGAUGGAAAAACUCUUAACCUCAAUGUCCGCGAUUACGUUGCAGAAUUUGGAGUUCAGGCGUACCCCUUUUCGCCCCAGAAGUUAUCACAGCUAGAUGAGUUGAAUAAGGCACGAAGCGAGUCGCAAACCUUGCAGUCGCUUCUGGUUUCUGACGAACUGGAUUUUGUAUUAGACAAAAGCGGCAUGAAGGUUCCAGUAUCUGAACUUGUAGGCAAAACUGUACUUCUCUACUUCUCUCGACUGCACUGUCCUCCAUGCCGAGCAUUCACGCCUAAACUAGCCAAGACAUACCAUGAAAUCAAAUCCAAGCACCCUGACUUCGAAGUUGUUUUUGUGUCACUUGACUUCAACGAGGAAUCCUUCAAAGAGUAUUAUUCUGAAAUGCCCUGGUUGGCUCUCCCUUACGAUGACAAGAGGGAAACUUUGCUUAAACUGACGUUUAAGUACCGCAGCCUCCUCCCUCACCUCGCAGCUAUUGGACCAAAUGGUAAGACACUCACCGACGAAGCGAGAGAACUUGUGGUGUUCUUCGGAUCAGAUGCAUAUCCUUUCACCGAGGAGAGAAAGAAGGAAAUGGAUAGAAAGCUUGAGAAGAUGGCAAAGGGGUGGCCGGAGAAGGUGAGAAGCAGGAAGCAUGAACAUCAUGAAAUUGUUCUUUCUCAGCGUGGCAUUUGCAAAUGUGGUGGGUGUAAUGAAUUAGCAGUUGGGUGGGUUUUUGGCUGUGAUGAGUGUGACUUCUAUCUUCAUCCUGAAUGUGCAAUGGAGCAAGAAAAUGGUGAUGGGAUCGGAAGUUGUGAUGGUGAUGAAGUUUGGAAAUGUGAAGGAGAAGUUUGCUACAAAGCAUGAAUUCUCCAUUCUAUAUGAAGCAUUUACCAUGGUCAUAAGCCGCAA
Pistacia vera is the source of this 1596-nucleotide messenger RNA. Its product is annotated as probable nucleoredoxin 1. Gene Ontology annotation, molecular function: thioredoxin-disulfide reductase (NADPH) activity. Lineage: Eukaryota; Viridiplantae; Streptophyta; Magnoliopsida; Sapindales; Anacardiaceae. The record is from RefSeq and is a predicted model, not a curated record. The transcript is spliced from 3 exons. Bases 121 to 1551 code for a protein of 476 amino acids.